Messenger RNA from Calypte anna (Anna's hummingbird), 908 nucleotides. RefSeq names its product outer dense fiber of sperm tails 3B (gene CIMAP1B). Lineage: Eukaryota; Metazoa; Chordata; Aves; Apodiformes; Trochilidae. Gene Ontology annotation, cellular component: cytoskeleton. The record is from RefSeq and is a predicted model, not a curated record. The transcript is spliced from 6 exons. Bases 37 to 783 code for a protein of 248 amino acids.
UCAGACCCCUGCAGUGUCCCCCUCAAGCCCCCGCCCAUGGAUGACGAUCCCUGGGUGGGUACCUGGCGGCCCCACCGCCCCCGCGGCCCCAUCGCCGCCCUCUAUGGCAGCCCCGGGCCCAAGUACGGGCUGCCUCCCGCCCUGGGUUAUCAUCUUCACGACAUCUCGCGGCACCGAGCCCCCGCCUACAGUUUCGGGAGGAAAGAGGACAUCUCGGGGAAGGAGCGCUCCCCCGGGCCCGUCUACAUGCUGCCCCCCAGGACCACCGCCCGCGGUCGGGACUUCUCCCCCGCCUUCUCCAUCCACAGCCGCCCCCAAGAACUCUCGCUCCACCAAACCCCCGGCCCAGGACGCUACAAUCUGGAGCCCUCGAACAAGGUGGUCUUCCCCACACCCCCGGCAUACACCCUGCGCUCCCGCACCCGGCACUUCAGCGGACCCCAGACCCCGGGCCCCGCUGCCUACCGCCUGCCGCCCCUGCUGGGACCCCGGUUGGUCUCCAAGCCCUCGCCCCCAAACUUCUCCAUGACCGGGCGCAGCGAAGUGGGGACUUUCUACCAGGACCUGCGCAAGACCCCCGCCCCCUGCACUUACCAAGUCGUGGACACCGACGUGUACCGGCGCCGCGCUCCCAAGUACAGCAUCAUCGGCAGGGACGAGCCCGCCCCCCUCGCUGCCACCCCCGGGCCCAGCGACUACAGCCCCGCAAAGGAGAAGCCGCGGGGGGUGACCUUCGGCAUCCGGCACUCACCCUACGUGACCACCGUGAUGGAGAGCGACUAAGGGGGUGCUGGGGCUGGAGGACCCCUCCCCCGUGCCCUCCCAACCUCUGGGGCUGCGCUGCCCCCGGGGGUCCCGACCCCCCCCCCUUCCCCCGCGGUGUUCUCGGCUCCAUCGCGGCCAAUUUC